This is a messenger RNA of Ustilago hordei, 582 nucleotides long. RefSeq lists its product as uncharacterized. The record is from RefSeq and is a predicted model, not a curated record. The coding region runs from base 1 to 582 and encodes 193 amino acids. NCBI's taxonomy places the organism in Eukaryota, Fungi, Basidiomycota, Ustilaginomycetes, Ustilaginales, Ustilaginaceae. The transcript has 2 exons.
AUGACUCGAGCUUCUACUUCCGCUGCCAACUUUGGCCUCCUUCUGGUAGCUUUGGUUCUGAUGCUUCACUCUGUUGUGGGCGAGCUCAUCCCUACACAAGUCCGUCACCAUCUCUCUCCUCGCGAAUACAGAAUUGAUAAUUGCGUUAACAAGCUUACUCCUGAAAAUGAGAAGUACAAGUUACGCUGCGGACCCGGAAGUGACCCCAAGCAUACUUGCUUCACUCAUUGGGCAGGUGAUCUUACUUCCGCGCAAGCUUGCCCCCGCCUUGAACCAUUCGGCAUCCCGGACAAGAUCUUGGUCAGGGACGAUUCCAUGAAGAUUUUCACAAUCGAUAAACCUGGUGAUCCCUUCAGGAUUAAUUAUCCCAAUCAGGGUGGAGUUCAAUUCUUCUACGAUAAUUUCGAUCCUAAGACCGGAUGCAAGGACAUCACAGUCACUAGGGGUCACGACAAAGCCUGGAGGCUCUGGAUCUCGGACCAGGAUGGCAAAAAGAAGGGCCUCGAUACUGGGACAAAAAAGCGUUCGACCGCAAGACUCUGCACCAAGUGGAUCUACAUUUUCAUCAAGAGAGAUGGCUAG